GUUACAUGUUCUAAUUUGUUUCAAAGAGUUUCCUAUCUUCUCAAAACUGAUUGUCUAUGAAUAUAUUGAAGUAAAAUUAAUAAACUUACAUGGUCGAAGUUUUUAGUUUUUAUAAAACAGUCUUUAGAGAAGAAAUUGUUAAGUGUUACUGUCACAGUGCAAAUCUUUUAAAACGUUUUUAAUAAUUAAAAAAGGAUUUUUGCAUUCCAAAUGGGUAUACCGAAGUUCUUUCGAUACAUAAAUGAAAGAUAUCCUUGUCUCACAGAAAAAUUGAAGGACUAUCAGAUACCUGAAUUUGAUAAUUUAUAUUUAGAUUUAAAUGGUAUUAUACAUGAAUGCUCACAUCCGGACGAUACGGAUGUUACGUUCCGCAUUUCAGAAGAAAUUAUAUUCAAAAAUAUAUUUCGUUAUAUUCAGGUAUUAUUUUGCAUGAUCCAGCCUCAAAAGUUAUUUUUUAUAGCGAUUGAUGGCGUGGCGCCACGUGCGAAAAUUAAUCAACAAAGAAGCAGACGUUUUAAAGCUGCAAAAGAUGCACAAAUUCAAGAAGCUAAAGCAAAAGCUAAAGGUAUAAAUUUACCUAAAGAAAAAAGAUUUGAUUCUAAUUGUAUAACUCCAGGAACACUUUUUAUGUCCAAACUGGAUGAACAAUUAAAAUAUUUUAUUACAUAUAAAAUAUCAACUGACAAACUUUGGCAAAAGUGUAAAGUUAUAUUAAGCGGAUCUCAGGUUCCUGGAGAAGGAGAACACAAAAUAAUGGAUUACAUACGUCAUAUGAAAGCACAACCAAAUUAUGAUGUAAAUACUAAACAUUGUUUAUAUGGUUUAGAUGCAGACUUAAUAAUGUUAGGUUUAUGCACUCAUGAAAUACAUUUUACAUUGUUGAGGGAAGAAUUGACAUUUGGUAAAAAACAAAGAAAAGUUUGUUUAACUCCAGAGGAGACAAAGUUUUGUCUAUUUCAUUUAUCUCUAUUAAGAGAAUAUAUAAAUCAUGAGUUUUCCUCAUUAAAGGAAAAAUUGCCUUUUUCAUAUGAUUUAGAAAAGAUAAUUGAUGACUGGAUUUUAAUGGGAUUUCUUAUAGGAAAUGAUUUUAUACCACAUCUGCCAAAUUUACAUAUUAUACAUGGUGCAUUGUCUGUACUAUAUCAAGUAUAUAUCGACGUAAUGCCUACAUUAGAUGGUUAUAUAAAUGAAGCGGGAACGUUAAGAUUAGAUAGAUUCGAAAAAUUCAUGGAAAGACUUAGUCGUUUCGAUAUAUUACAAUUUUCUGAAUAUUAUGCAGAUUUGAAAUAUCUUGAAAGUAAAACAGGAAGAUCUCUUAUCGAAACUGAAAAACUCAAUGAGAAAAAAUCAAGUAAUGAAGAAAUUCGUUCUCCAAAGAAAGUACAAGAUAAAGAAUUCGAUAUGUUACUUAGAACUGCCGCGGAGAUGUCAUUAGGAAGAUAUGAUGAUGAAGACGGUGGAGAUGAUAAGUCAGAUAGUGAAAUGUACACAAUGGAAUUUGUUCAAUGCAAGAAAGAUUAUUAUAUUAAUAAACUAAAAUAUGAAAAUAUAGAUGAAGAUUUUUUACGUUCACAAGCCGAGGGUUAUGUUAGAGCAAUUCAAUGGAAUUUAAAUUAUUAUUACAAUGGAUGUUGUAGCUGGUCGUGGUAUUAUCCACAUCAUUAUGCACCUUAUAUUUCUGAUAUAAAAGAUUUCAAAGAUUUGAAAUUGGAAUUUGAAUUAGGAGAACCAUUUUUACCAUUCGAACAAUUAUUGGCUGUGUUACCAUCUUAUAGUAAAGAAUUAUUACCAUCAGCAUUCCAAACAUUAUUAACUGAAGAACAAUCUCCUAUAAUUAACUAUUAUCCAUCAGAAUUUGAAACAGAUUUAAAUGGCAAGGAGCAAGAGUGGGAGGCUGUAGUACUUAUUCCAUUUAUAAAUGAAAAAGAUCUAUUAGAUGCAAUGGCGCCUCAUUAUUCAAAAUUAACUUUGGAAGAACAAGCAAGAAACAAACAUGGACCAAUGUGUUUAUUCACUUAUACAGAAGAAGAAUUAGGCAUGUAUCAUGCACCUGAAUAUUUUCCUAAUGUUAUUAAUAAUUAUGCAAAAGUGCAACUAAUUAAUCGUGAAGACAUUUAUGUUCCUCGAGAAAAAUUAAUACGGGGCUUGUGUUCUGGUGUAAGACCAGAUAUAUACUAUCCUGGUUUUUCUACUAUACAACAUAUAGAGCAUAGUGCAAGUUUGGAAAAAGCUAAAAUAAAAGUAUUCCAACGACAAUCUAAUCGAGAAAGUAUGAUUUUACAUAUAAAACCACAGCCCAAGAUUAAUUUAACGACUAUAGGAUCAAAAUUAUUAGGUCAAAUAGUGUUUGUAAAUUGGCCACAUUUAAAGGAAGCUUUGGUAAUUGGUGUUUCUAGUUCUUCUUGUAUGAAAAUGAAUUUAAUUAAUCCGCAAAUAAAACGUUUAUAUGAUACUAUUGAUGGAUCAGAAUGGACUGUGGAGAAAAAACGUAUAACAGAAACCUAUAAAGAUCGUCUCGGAGUGGAUAUCGGAGAAACUAAAUUUUUAGUUCAUGUACGAUUAUUGGUAGGCAAAAAAUACACUUUCGGUUCUUAUGGAAAAGUGCAUAUUGAAAAACAUUGGAGUGAAAUACCAAGUUGUUAUGCUUAUCAGACUAUAGUAAAAGAUAUCACAAUUCAUUGCAAUAAUAAUACACCAAUAUACAAAACUGUUAAUGAUAUUUUCGAACCAGGGAUUACAUGUUUUAUGUUGGGACAUCCAUAUUAUGGAGCAACGGGAAAAGUUCGCGAAUCCGCGAUUUGUAAAAAAUCAGGUCGGAUAAAAGUAUCUGUAAUUACGGUGCGUGAACCAUCUUUUGAAGGAAUCAAACAAAUUCAAGCUGAUCUUCAAACUCAGUAUAUGCGCGGAAAUAUAGCUUCACAAAGAUUGGGUAUAAGUCCUUUACUUUUAAGCAGAAUUACCGGUACGAUUUUUGUAAAACAAUCCUCAAAUGGACUUCAACAAGAUGAAGUUACACACAACAUUGGAUUUAAUUUAAAAUUCACUAAGAAGAAUGCGGAGAUUCCUGGUUAUACUCGAAAAGCAGAAGACGGUCCUUGGUUUUAUAGUCCCAAAGUUCUCGAUUUAAUUCGUAGUUAUAUGUUGAGAUGUCCUACUCUGUUCGAGCGAUUAGCUCAAAAUCCAACCACAGGUAUCUUUCAAGAGGAAGAUCUAUUUAUUAAAGGUUCUGGAGAAUUAAAUGAUACAGUGGCAUGGUUGAAAGAACAACUUCAUGGAAUAGAAAGCCGGACGUGUGGCAGGGAAACCGUUGAAAGUUCUAUAGUAAAAAAACUUGAAGAAGAAGUGGAUACAUAUCUGAAAUCACCAAAUAGUAUUGGAAAAGUUGUAGAUAUGCAAGUACAACCAUAUUUGCUUUAUACACCAAGUUUGCGUGUACGCAAUCUUUCACCUGAUCCAAAAGCAGAAACUUAUUUGUUAGAUAGAAUUUGUUGCAUUAAAGAUAAUUUCACUGUACCUCUUGGAUAUAAAGGAACUGUAAUUGGAAUACAAAAAAUGGAAAACGUGUCAGAUACUAUGUAUGAUGUUUUGUUCGAUAAACCAAUCAUAGGUGGUCUUAGUAUAAAUGGUUCUUCUGAAUUCCGCGCAUAUCGUUUAGCAGCUCUUGAUUUUAUAAAUAUUAGUUAUGGACAAAGAAUAGAACAUAGUAAAGAAACUAUAAAUACAAAUGCAGAAUCUACAGAACAAUGGAAAAAUCUUAUGUCUAACCAGGAAACACAAUCGCGCACAAAUGCUAGUACAUCGUAUAAGAAUGAAAAUCAUUUGCCAAUCGAGGCAGCGAUGUCACCAAAAUGGAUUGUUCAUAAGAAUACCGAAGAAACGACAAAAAAUCAAUUAACUCACAAAUUUAAACAGUACAAUGUACAGAAUACUGUGAAUAUUCGAAAAUCGCAUAAAACAAUGAAAAAUAUGCAACUUCCUCAGAACACACAGAAAAAGUCAUCUAUAGAACCAACGUCUGAAUUUCAGGCAAUAUGGAAUGAAUUGCAUAAAAAACAGGAAUUAAACAAAGCUACACCACAAGCUUCAACAAAACUCGAAAAUCCGCCUCAAGAUCCUAGUGCUUUCUUGAAGGCAGUGUUAAAAAUUCCUGAUGGAAGUGCUCAAGAACAUCAACAAUCUGGAGUAUGUAAAACACCUAAAUGUUCAAAUAAUUCACAGAAAGAAAACAAAGCAUUAGAUACACCACCUUUAGUGCAACAAAUGUUCGAUCAUGCUCGACAGAAUGAUAAGACACCAACAUGGUAUUGCUCACAAUUAUUGAAUUACUAUCAACUCAGUGGAGCAGGAAUGCCUCGAUAUAGCUAUUUUUGUAUUGGAGAAAGUAAUUUGAUUCAAGCACAAAUUCUUCUACCAGACAAAAGGAUAUUUGUGGGAGAUCCAUGUGUGAAUCACGAACAGGCAGCAGGAAGUGCUGCAAAAAAAGUUUAUGCAGAAUUAAAGUUAGCUAACUUAUUGCCAAAUAUGAAAAUACUUCUACCACCUCCUCAACAUUGGUAUUCUAAUCCCCAGAACAGUAAUUGGUCACAAAAUAUAAGAUCACCAACCACACCAUAUUAUCCACCAGAACCUAAAUUUCUUCAACUUUCUCCUGAAUGGGUCAAAAAAGAUCAUCGCAGUACUAAUUCUCAAGAUACGUCCAAACAGAAUAAUCAGUAUAAGCAUCAUAUUCAAUCAAAAACAUCUCAAAACGAACCAAAGUCAGAGACAAAGAAAUGCCCAACAACUUUUGUACCCUUACAAGCACAAAAAAAAAGUAGACAUAUAAUAGCUAAAAAGGCUAUUAGUAAAGAUAGUGCAAAUCAAAGUGCCAAAGACAAUCCUCAACCUAUAAUACAACAAAAAGAAAAGGAAUUGCCUACAAAGACGAUAAAAGUAGAAACCGCCAGCACAAUUGUCGAAAAACAAAAACCAGUGCAAAGUACCUCACAUCAAGUACAAAAUACACAGACCGUGAUUAAACCUAAAAAAUCGCGAGUUGCUGCAAAAUUUUGCAUAUCAUCACAAAUUGAAGAAAACAAUCACAGUAAAAGUUCAACUUAAAAAAGAAAAAGA
Apis laboriosa (Himalayan honeybee) is the source of this 5112-nucleotide messenger RNA. It is a transcript of the gene pcm, whose product is annotated as 5'-3' exoribonuclease 1. The transcript has 17 exons. Bases 211 to 5100 code for a protein of 1629 amino acids. NCBI's taxonomy places the organism in Eukaryota, Metazoa, Arthropoda, Insecta, Hymenoptera, Apidae. Gene Ontology annotation, molecular function: 5'-3' RNA exonuclease activity; RNA binding. Gene Ontology annotation, biological process: rRNA catabolic process; nuclear-transcribed mRNA catabolic process. Gene Ontology annotation, cellular component: nucleus. The record is from RefSeq and is a predicted model, not a curated record.